Molecule: messenger RNA, 2509 nt
Organism: Helianthus annuus (common sunflower)
Lineage: Eukaryota; Viridiplantae; Streptophyta; Magnoliopsida; Asterales; Asteraceae
Product: probable beta-D-xylosidase 7
Exons: 5
Coding region: 103-2391 (762 amino acids)
Biological process (GO): arabinan catabolic process; xylan catabolic process
Cellular component (GO): plant-type cell wall
Molecular function (GO): alpha-L-arabinofuranosidase activity; xylan 1,4-beta-xylosidase activity
Source: RefSeq, a predicted model, not a curated record
CUUGUAGAGGUCACAGACCCCCCGCCCACUACAUCUACAUGCACAACGCUUGAUGUGAUUGAUAUACACCCAACUCCACAACCAUAGAGUGAGUGAGUAAUCAUGACGCCAAUUGCUCUCCUGUUCGCCAUGAUGAUGGCGAUCGCUGUAUCGGCAGCGGAGCCUCCGUUUUCAUGCGCACAUACACCGCCGCCAUACCCAUUCUGCAACACCACUCUACCGAUAUCCGAACGCGCUAACGACGUCGUUUCACGGCUUACCUUAGACGAGAAAGUAUUACAGUUGGUGAACGGAGCACCGGAGAUUCCUCGCCUUGGGAUCUCCGCCUAUGAGUGGUGGUCGGAGGCCUUGCACGGCGUCUCUAGGCACGGCAAGGGUGUCACAUUUAACGGAACCAUUACCGCCUCCACCAUGUUUCCUCAGGUUAUUUUAACGGCCGCUUCUUUUGACUCACGUCUCUGGUACCGCAUCGCUCAGGCAAUUGGGGUAGAAGGAAGAGCACUGUUCAAUGAGGGUCAAGCAAGAGGGCUAACAUUUUGGGCACCAAACAUCAAUGUGUUAAGAGACCCAAGAUGGGGAAGAGGACAGGAGACACCCGGUGAAGAUCCAUUAGUGGUCGGAGACUAUUCGGUUUCAUACGUCAGAGGGAUUCAAGGCGACACCUUUGAAGGCGGAACAAAUUCUGAUAUCCUGCAAGCUUCCGCUUGCUGCAAACACUUCGUUGCUAAUGAUCUAGAUAACUGGAAAACCUUUGAUCGUUACAACUUCAACGCCAAUAUAACUCAACAAGAUCUAGCAGAUACUUUCUUACCACCAUUUCAGAAAUGUGUACAACAAGGGCAAGCCACUGGGAUCAUGUGCGCUUACAAUCGAGUGAACGGUGUACCAAAUUGUGCUGAUUACAACCUUUUGACCAAAACAGCUCGACAAGCUUGGAGUUUUAAAGGGUACAUUGCCUCUGAUUGUGAUGCAGUUGCCAUUAUGCAUGAUGUUCAAGGAUACUCCAAAUUACCCGAAGAUGCCGUUGCCAGUGUUCUUAAAGCAGGGAUGGAUGUCAACUGUGGUUCAUAUCUGAAGAAAUACACCAAAUCAGCAGUCCAAAUGAACAAAUUAACAGAAGAAGAAGUAGAUAGAGCUCUAGAGAAUCUAUUUACAAUCAGAAUGAGAUUAGGCUUGUUCAAUGGGAACCCAAAAACCGGCAUUUAUGGCAGCAUCGGACCCGAACAAGUGUGUUCCAUAGAACACCAGACCCUAGCCCUUGAAGCCGCCCGUAGCGGGAUCGUGUUGCUGAAAAACUCACCUAAUAGUCUCCCACUUUCAAAAACGGAAACCACGUCAAUUGCUGUCAUUGGACCUAAUGGUAACACCACCGGAACAUUGCUCGGUAACUACGAGGGUUUGGCGUGCAAAAACAUCACGGUUCUUCAAGCACUCGAAAACUAUGUGGAAAACACACAGUUCCACCAGGGGUGUGUUGAUUCUGUGAAUUGCACAUCUGUCGACAUCGAUGAAGCUGUGGGAGUAGCAAAAGAGGUUGAUUUUGUGAUUUUGGUGAUGGGUUUGGAUCAGAGUCAAGAAAGGGAGAAACAUGAUCGGCUCGAACUGGGUCUUCCCGGGAAGCAAGAGGAUCUUGUUUUGGCUGUGGCUCAAGCCGCUAAAAAUCCGGUUAUUUUGGUUUUGGUUUGUGGCGGUCCGGUGGAUGUUUCGUUUGCUAAAAGUGAGGCAAAAAUUGGGAGUAUUUUGUGGGCUGGUUACCCUGGUGAAGCUGGUGGGACCGCACUUGCUGAAAUCAUUUUUGGUGACCAUAAUCCAGGAGGAAGAUUACCAAUGACAUGGUAUCCCAAAGAAUUUUCAAAUGUAGCAAUGACGGAUAUGCGAAUGAGGCCCGAUCCGUCAUCGGGCUACCCGGGACGUACAUACCGAUUCUACACCGGGGAAACGGUUUACAAUUUUGGAUAUGGGCUUAGCUACUCAACCCAUUCCUACAAGUUUGUUUCGGGUACCAAAAACAAGAUUUUUAUUAACAGGAACCAAGCAUCGCAUAUCACCCCCUCCGGUGAAGUGUUGGUUUCAAGGGUUGGGGUGGAGUUGUGUGAGAAAGCGAAGUUCACAGUGGUGGUUGUGGUCCAGAACCAUGGGCAGGCGAGUAACCACACGGUGUUAUUAUUUGGAAAGUGGGGUGGUAAGGAUUCGAACGGACAUUUGAACAAACAGUUGGUGGGGUUUCAGAGAGUGAGUUUAGGAGCAAUGGGAAGACGUGACGUUAAGUUCGUUGUGAGGCCUUGUGAGCACUUUAGUAGGGCUAAUGAAGAUGGGUUGAUGGUUAUGGAAGCAGGGUCUCAUUCACUUGUUGUGGAAGAUGAAGAGUAUAUCAUUGAUAUUGUAAUGUGAUUGAUAUGAUCAGUAGAAUGUCUAUCAUACCUUUCAUUGUUAAAAACAGACUAACAAACAAACAAUCUGAUACUUUCCGACCGGAAGAUUAACGGUGAAUAAACAAGAUUUUAGCAAA